AUGCCCUCCACGAACAAAGUAUAUGUCAUCACGGGUGCCAAUAGAGGCAUCGGUCUGGGUCUGACCCAGAAACUGCUUCAAAGACCCAACAUCACAGUCAUUACCUCAGUCCGCAACACUGAGGCAGCUGCAAGCCUCAGGGCAGAGACAGAAAAUACCACUGUGGGCGAAAACAGCACUUUCCACAUCAUCGAACUCGACUUUUCAUCAGCGAUCUCCCCGGAAAAGAUUAGUCAAGUGCUUGCCGACUCGACAGCCAGUAUCAUGCAUAUAGACGUUCUCAUUUGCAACGCCGCUGUUAUAGCCCCACUGACUCCGGCCGUUUCCACCUCAGCGGAAGAUUUACGUACAUCCUUUGAAGUGAACGCCAUCGCCCCGCUUCUACUUUUCCAAGCCCUCUGGCCAUACUUGAAGAAUUCAUCUGCGCCUCAGUAUGUGGCUGUCUCGUCUUCAGUCGGCUCGAUUGCUGCUCAAGAGCCGUUCCCAGGGGGUAGCUACGGCGCCAGCAAGGCGGCAUUGAACUGGCUGACCAGGGCGAUCCACCUGCAGCAUGAGUCAGAUGGAUUGAUUGCUUUCAGCUUGCAUCCGGGCUGGGUACAGACCCGUGCAGGUUAUUACUCGGUGAAGCAGUGGGAUUAUCCCGGUGAGCCGCCAUUGACUAUUGAGGAAAGUGUUUCGGGAAGCCUGCAUGUCAUUGAUACUGCUACACGGGAGAACACAUCAGGAAAACUUGUAGCAUACAACGGGGAUGUAGUGGCUUGGUAG
Molecule: messenger RNA, 765 nt
Organism: Penicillium salamii
Lineage: Eukaryota; Fungi; Ascomycota; Eurotiomycetes; Eurotiales; Aspergillaceae
Source: the annotation of a GenBank genome assembly